CCCGCGCAGUCUUAUACAUGCAUUGAACGCGCGCGCAAGUUUUGAAUUUUCUGACGGUGGAUACAGUGAUUUAUGAGUGAAUCAGGUACAAAUGAGGCUGGACUGAUACAACCAUGGCUCUGGGGACAGUGGCUUCGGUGGCCGCGAAGUCGGCUCUCACGAUUGCUGGUGUCGGCACCCUGAGUUUCAUACCACUAUUACUGGCAACCCUAGCAUACUUCAACUACGAUAUAAUAGACCCCGAAAAUAGACCUUUCAAUCAAAACACUCUUCGAGAGACCUACGAUUUUGUGAUAGUAGGCGGGGGAUCAGCAGGGUCGGUGCUAGCAAAUCGAUUGUCUGAAGUUGAGGGAUGGAACGUGCUAUUGUUAGAAGCUGGUGGACAUGAGACUGAAAUAACUGAUGUACCUCUGUUGUCAUUGUAUUUACACAAGAGUAAAUUGGAUUGGAAAUAUAGGACAGAACCACAGGACACUGCAUGUCAAGCCAUGAUAGAUAAACGUUGUGCCUGGACAAAAGGGAAAGUUCUCGGAGGCUCGUCGGUUCUCAACACUAUGCUGUAUAUACGUGGUAAUAAAAGAGACUUCGACCAAUGGGAGUCGUUCGGAAAUCCAGGCUGGGGAUAUGAAGACGUGCUGCCAUAUUUCAAGAAGUCAAUGGAUCAACGUAACCCAUAUUUAGCUAGAGAUGUUAGACAUCAUUCUACAGGUGGUUAUUUAACUGUCCAAGACUCUCCUUACAACACACCAAUCGGUGCAGCUUUUCUUCAAGCCGGUGAAGAAAUGGGUUAUGAUAUCGUGGAUGUAAAUGGAGCGCAACAAACUGGCUACGCCUGGUAUCAGUUAACUAUACGGCGUGGAACCCGUUGUUCCACUGCGAAAGCCUUUCUCCGUCCAGUUAGAUUACGUCAAAAUCUUCAUAUUGCUCUAUUUUCACACGUUACAAAAGUAUUGAUAGAUAAAGAAACCAAGAGGGCAUAUGGUGUGGAAUUCUUUAGAGAUGGUAAGAUGCAAAUUGUUUAUGCCAAAAAAGAAGUGAUUCUCUCUGCUGGAUCAAUUGGAUCUCCUCAACUUCUUUUACUAUCCGGAGUUGGACCUGAAAGCCAUCUUCGUGAAAUUGGCAUCGACGUUUUGCAUGACUCUCCUGGUGUUGGAAAAAACUUACAAGAUCAUAUAGCAGUAGGUGGUCUAGCCUUUAAAAUAGACUACCCAGUUAGUUUAGUCAUGAAUAGACUGGUAAAUAUAAAUUCUGCACUUCGCUAUGCUGUUACUGAAGACGGGCCUCUGACUUCGAGCAUUGGAUUAGAAGUAGUUGCCUUCAUAAAUACCAAGUAUGCAAAUGCCUCUGACGAUUGGCCGGAUAUUGAAUUCAUGAUGACUUCAUGUUCAACAAAUUCAGAUGGUGGUACGCAGGUCAAAAAAGCUCAUAGUCUCACUGAUGAAUUUUACAAUGAAGUCUUUGCUGAAAUUAAUAAUAAAGAUGUUUUCGGUAUAUUUCCUAUGAUGCUUCGACCAAAGAGUCGAGGAUUUAUUAAGUUGCGAUCUAAGAAUCCUUUUGAUUAUCCACUAAUGUUCCACAAUUAUUUAACGCAUCCGGAUGAUGUCGGUGUUUUGAGAGAAGGUGUUAAGGCUGCAAUAGCUGUCGGAGAAACUCAAGCAAUGAAGCGUUUUGGAGCCAGAUUUCACAGCAAACCUGUUCCAAACUGCAAACACCUUCCACUAUAUACAGACGAGUAUUGGGAUUGCCUUAUACGACAAUACACCAUGACGAUAUACCAUGUUUCAUGCACAGCUAAAAUGGGACCAUCUACUGAUCCUAUGGCAGUGGUUGAUCCUCAGCUGCGAGUUUAUGGCGUAGAAGGACUUAGAGUAAUAGACGCUAGUAUUAUGCCUACUAUCACCAAUGGGAAUAUUAAUGCUCCAACUAUUAUGAUUGGAGAGAAGGGUGCUGACAUGAUCAAAGAAAUAUGGCUACAAAAAAGACGUCGUAGGUCAAAUAGAUGUUCCAGAUUAGGACAAUUAGGUGUUAAGAGUAAACGUCAAUAUCCUCUUUGCAAGAUAGAGAGAUGACGUAAUAGUUAUAGAAAUCUAGACAAAACCAAGGGAAAUUAGGCCAUAUAAUCUGAUAUAUUAUUAGAGGGUAUUCGUUUUAACAUACAUGUGAUAUUAUAUUUUUCAUUAGUUUAUAUAAAACAACGUUAUCGGUUCUAGUCUUGGAUACAUAAGUAGGGAUGAAUUGCUGACAAUAAAAUAUGCUGAUCACGCCUAAUUAUUAAGUCAGUAGUAGUUAAUUUGUACAUUUAAGAUUACAUUAUUUUCAAUUAAGAGUUUGUAGCAAAUUAUACGUAAAAUGUUUAUGAAAUAUAUGAUGACCUUGAUUCGCAGCUUUGUUGUAUGGAAAAGGGACUUAAUUUUUUUAUAUUCAUAGUACCUAAUUUUUGUUGGACAUGACAAUAUCUACCAGUUAGUAUAAGGCUCAUGUGUAUGUCCUGACUGUAGGCUUAUGUAGUUCGCGAACGCAUUAGUUCGGAAGAGCGCUUCCAAAUAUGAACUACUUGAACUAGUUCGCACAUCUUUCAUUCUUUAGUUCGUUUGAUAAAACGCAACAGGUCAUGUUAAAAAAUACAGGAGCCAAGCCUGUGACUCGGGUUGAAAACGAAUGCAAGAGAGCUGCAAGCAAAAUUGAGCUAUUUUAGUCAACUAUGCACAAGACUGACUGAUCGACGUAGAGCAUUGUAAGGAAUAAGAAAGAUAACAUAAUGCACAUGUUUUUUUAUUGUAUAUUAAAGAAUAAUGCAUGUAC
Molecule: messenger RNA, 2802 nt
Organism: Achroia grisella
Lineage: Eukaryota; Metazoa; Arthropoda; Insecta; Lepidoptera; Pyralidae
Product: glucose dehydrogenase [FAD, quinone]
Exons: 4
Coding region: 114-2069 (651 amino acids)
Molecular function (GO): flavin adenine dinucleotide binding; oxidoreductase activity, acting on CH-OH group of donors
Source: RefSeq, a predicted model, not a curated record